AGUUUGUGUUUCAGUAGGACGUUAAUGAUUGGUGCACACCACAAAGCGGAAGAGGUCGCCUUCACGAGUUGCUGUUGUAACUCUCAGAAGACGCUAUUGUAGUCCUCUCUAGUGCACGUGGCCAAUGAGACAUCCAGCAGCUGAUUGGUCGUCAGGAAGAAUGUCCCCUCAGCCACAGGGUGGGAGCUCCACUUUAGAGCAGGUGGAGCGACAACCUAUCAAAGAGGAAGAGGAGGAGCCAGAGCCCCCUGUUAUUAAAGAUGAAGAAUUGGAGCCACAGCCCACCCACAUUAAAGAGGAAGAGGAGGAGCCACAGCCCCCCUAUGUGAAAGAGGAAGUGGAAGAACUCAUAAUCACUCAGGAGGAAGAGCAUCUUCUAGGACCAGAGGAGGUUGAUCUCACCAGGUUGCCACUGACCGGUGUCUCUGUGAAGACAGACGACCAUGAAGACAAACCACCUGAGUCCUCACAGCUUCAUCAUAGUCCAAGUGAGGAGAUGAGAGAGGCGGAGCCUUCAUGCAGCAGCUCACUGCAACACAUGACAACAGAAGCUGAUGGAGACCACUGUGGAGGAUCACAAGCAGACAACCUCUUAGCUCCACUGUCAGAUAGUGACGACGCAACGUCACACUCUCCUCAAGAUGAAGACAGCGACUACUACCAAGAACCUUUGAGCAGCGAUACAGACUGUGAAGGUGAUAUGACGACUCACACUGGCAACAAACACUCUGAAAGCUCGAAAAAGAAGACAGAUAAAAGUUUUAACUGCUCCGUUUGUCAUAAAAGAUUUUCCCGUAAGGGUAAUUUCGCUCAACACAUGAGAACACACACAGGAGAAAAACCUUUCAGUUGCUCAAUCUGCGACAAAUGUUUCACUCGAAAGACAACCAUGAAAAGACACAUGAGAACGCACACAGGCGAAAAACCUUUCAGUUGCUCUGACUGCGGUCGAAGCUUCACUCUAAAGGCUAACAUGCAGUUACACAUGCGAACACACACAGGAGAAAAACCUUUCAGGUGUUCACAUUGUGGUAAAAGCUUCACUUUAAAGACUUACAUGCAGUUACACAUGAGAAAACACACGGGAGAAAAACCUUUUAGUUGCUCCGACUGCGGCAAAGGCUUCACUCAAAAGCCAGCGUUGCAAUCACACUUGAGAACACACACAGGAGAAAAACCGUUUAGUUGCUCAGACUGCGAUAAGCGUUUCGCUCAAAAGACAACCAUGACAAGACACAUGAGGACCCACACAGGAGAAAAACCUUUUAGUUGCUCAGACUGCGGUAAGUCUUUCACUCAAAAGACUGCCAUGAAAAGACACAUGAGAAUGCACACUGGAGAAAAACCGUUCAGUUGCUCAGACUGUGGCAAACGCUUCACUUUGAAGACUAACAUGCAAUCACACAUGAGAACACAUGAAGGAGAAAAACUUUUUACUCAUUAGUAUUUUUUUUCCUUCAAUUGUAUGUAAUAAAAUGGAAUGAUUAUAUUAUUUAGUUGUAUUUCAUAUUGAUGAAUUGUUGACAAAUGAGUCACGUGUUUUAUUCUGAUUAUAAUUAUGAGCAACAAUUUAAAAGCGAAAUGACAAUAAGCCAAAAUUGUAUCGUGUCUGUGUUUAUUUUUCACUACUCGGUUCGGUCAGUAGAGGGCACUAUGUGCACUGCUUGAUUGUUUGGGGGCGUUACCGGAAAAAAGCAACAGUCGAGCUGGAUUCUGUGGAUUCGAACAAGUUUGAGCAUUGGAAUUUGAAUGCAUUGUCAAUAAAGUCCAAACAUGGCGCCGAUGUGUUGCGUCGUGAAGUGCCAGCAUCGUCCACACGAACAAUCGGGGAAUAAAAAGGAUGGGGUGAGAUGUUUCUCCUUUCCAACGUGGAAGCAAAGCCAAGGAGCUGUGAUCUGUGAGCUAACAAAGAGACGCCGAAUGGCCUGGAUAGCAGCCGUGAGACGACCAAACAUCACUUUCAACACCAUCACCCAAGACUUGGUGGUGUGUUCACGGCAUUUUCACACUGGUAAGUUUCAAUCAAAGCAUGUGUUUUGCUCUUUCACACCUAGCAUUUAGUAGGCCGCUAGCGUUAGCCAAG
Molecule: messenger RNA, 2083 nt
Organism: Doryrhamphus excisus (bluestripe pipefish)
Lineage: Eukaryota; Metazoa; Chordata; Actinopteri; Syngnathiformes; Syngnathidae
Source: RefSeq, a predicted model, not a curated record